GGUCAUGGAUUUACAACAUGUACAAUAUAACUUGCAGUGGAAAUGAAGAAAAGAUUUCUGACUGCACAUAUAGUUUGGGCAAUUGUCCAGCAAACUAUGGACGUGCAAAUCUUAUAUGUAGGGCAGCUGAAUCAUCUGAUGGCUAUACGUUUUCACUGUCAAAUAAUUACUACGGUAGUAUUGUAACAGAACGUUAUGGCAUCGCAGGAAAAGUGUGUCCGACAGGAUGGGAUGACAACGACGCUACGGUAAUGUGUAAAAGUAAGGGACACUUUUCUGGACUCCGGCUGAACAUUUACAAGGCAGUGACAGACGAGGUAUUUUGGACUAGUAAUUUCUCGUGCAGUGGAGCAGAAUCUAGCCUUGAAGAGUGCGUGUACCAGUCAGAUUUGUCACAAGAAUGGGACUGUGUAGCUAGCUUAGUUUCAGCAGGUGUUUUGUGCUUUAUAAAUGAAAUACCCGAUAAACUUGUGCGAUUAGCAGACGGUACCUCAGACGCUCACGGUAGAGCGGAAGUGUUCAAUGACGUAACAGGUUGGGGGACGAUAUGUGAUUCGUCAUGGAAUAAUGCUGAUGCAAGGGUGUUUUGUAGACAAGCAGGUUUCGCUGAUGGUCAAACUCAUCCAGCUGCAUUUGCAAAUAAACUUCCUGCCGAUGACGCCAGGAAAGUCGUUCUAUCUAGUUUGAGAUGUGAUGGGUCUGAGACGUCAGUCUUCCAGUGUCCUAGCGCAGGUUGGUUAUCGGGCCCUGGGUCGUGUGCCUCCCAUGAUCGAGAUGCUGGUGUUUAUUGUUAUAAACAUGUGCAAAUUCCAUAUUUCUCUUACGGUCCCGUACAGUUCCACAAUGGCGAUAAAUAUGGUCUAGUAUGUGCAGACGGUUUCGAUAAGAAGAGUGCAGAAGUCAUCUGUAAAGAAAACAACUUUUUCUACGGUAUCCCAGUGUGCUGCUCCGGCUUUGGCCCGUCCUCACUUGACAUUAGUUUAUCAAACGUUCAGUGUACUGGAAACGAAGCCUCGUUAAAAGAUUGUCCUCAUAACAAAGAUACCCCUGUAUGUGCGAGCGGUCACUACGCAGGUGUGGUUUGUUCUCAUUUCGACCAGCCCUUCACAAGAAUAUCUGCUAAUCCAGAAAUCAUUAUAAAAUAUUUUUCACACGAUGGCUAUGUUUGUUCAGAGGGGUUUACAGACGCUGAUGCUAAAGUUGUAUGUCGUGUGAAUAGUUUCGCAUAUGGUAGAGCUUUUAAAGCCUCUGGAAAAGGUUUAGUAUCUUCAUGUUUAGAGAACAAAAUACGCUGGUUGCGAGGUUUGGGGUGUUUGGGUGCGGAAACGAAUGUCUUUCAGUGCGGUGUGCUCGAUUGGGGUCAGAUUGGAGUAUGUUCCUGGGAUGCAGUGGCUGCAGCAAUAUGUUCUAAUAAUGAAAAUGACAUCAAUUUUGAUAUACGUCUUGUAAAUGGUACCGAUGUGUCUGGGCGCGUAGAAAUCAAAGUAAUGGGAGAAUGGGGAACCAUGUGUGGUGAAGAUUUAACCAGAAAUGAAGCAACCGUUAUCUGCAAGCAGCUAGGAUUUCACGCCGGAAUAAACAUGCCGCCAGGGCAUUUUGGCCUAGGACCGGGAGAGGUUAUUCUCUCUGAAUUGAAUUGUCAAGGCAAUGAGACCGACGUUACCGAGUGUAUUUGGUCAGGAUUCGGCAAUAACAACAAACGCUGUGAUCACACAAAGGACGCCGCUGUCACGUGCUUCUAUAACACUCGACUUACCGGCUCAACGACGAAUAAUUAUGGUCGACUGGAAAUGUACGAUACGUCAAGUUCCACGUGGUAUGCUGUUUGUGAUAGCAAUAUCAAUGUAAAUGAUGUCAUUAUUAUUUGCCGACAGAUGGGUUUUGUCGACGGCAUAUAUCAGCAAGGCUCACCGUUAGGACCAACGGCGACGGAAAUCUCCAUCAUUUCGCUCGAUUGUUCCGACACGUCGGAAUGUUCGUUUGAAAAAGGCUCAUGCUUUUCGGGAAAAUAUGUGGCCAUGUACUGCUCAUAG
This is a messenger RNA of Ruditapes philippinarum (Manila clam), 2033 nucleotides long. RefSeq names its product scavenger receptor cysteine-rich domain superfamily protein-like. The record is from RefSeq and is a predicted model, not a curated record. Gene Ontology annotation, cellular component: membrane. The transcript is spliced from 11 exons. Bases 18 to 2033 code for a protein of 671 amino acids. NCBI's taxonomy places the organism in Eukaryota, Metazoa, Mollusca, Bivalvia, Venerida, Veneridae.